Messenger RNA from Dioszegia hungarica, 6084 nucleotides. RefSeq names its product C2 domain in Dock180 and Zizimin proteins-domain-containing protein. Gene Ontology annotation, molecular function: small GTPase binding; guanyl-nucleotide exchange factor activity. Lineage: Eukaryota; Fungi; Basidiomycota; Tremellomycetes; Tremellales; Bulleribasidiaceae. Gene Ontology annotation, cellular component: plasma membrane; cytoplasm. The record is from RefSeq and is a predicted model, not a curated record. Gene Ontology annotation, biological process: small GTPase-mediated signal transduction. The transcript has 14 exons. The coding region runs from base 1 to 6084 and encodes 2027 amino acids.
AUGCCAGGCUGGCUUCCUCUCCCUCACAUAGUCUCGGGCUACUGUGUCCACCCAUUUCACCCUUACCCUACACCGCCCGGCUCUCCGACCCAGCUUGGCGAGCCCGGCCCUUCAUCCGCCAAAUCGCGCCUCAGGAAUCGAUUUUCAUGGUCCGGGCUGGCGUCUCCCAAUGCUGGGAAUGUCCGGGAGGGAUUCGGGGAGAAGACGAAUGCGUAUGAAGUGCCGCUGGAUGUGGGGGAUGAGUUCUUUGCCUUCGAGGAGUAUCGUUGUGUGGGGGAGGAAGGGGGAAAGGGGGAGGUGUGGUACAGAGGCUAUGUCAUCCAGGCAGUAUCCCUACUGUCCUUAUCGCCUAUGCCCAACCCCCGACCUAAUCCACCUCUCACUUCCUCUUCCGCUUUCCCUCGUCCCGAGCCAUCAGUUCUGGUCGGCAUAUUUCCUGCUUCAGUCGUCCAGGCGCGACCCGUGACAGGCGAAGACCCCGGCGAGCCGUCAGAGGCAUACCAAACCGCAGUCCGAAUGGCGGAAGAGCGCUCUCGGCACGCUGUCAAGGGUUACGGGAUGGGCGUUGUACAGGAGGAAGACGAGUCUGAACUCUCGCCGGGAAAGUCGACGCUCGUCAGUCCUGGCCUGGGCGGGGAUGGAGUUGUGGUGGAAGUCCAGGCGGAUGGGAAGCGGAGGUCGAUAGGGAACGGCCUGAACGGGAAGCCUAGGCCAAAGUCUCUUUUGGCAUUGACGGGGACGAACCUCGAUCCAGACGAUGAGAAAGAGCAGCCGCCGUUGCCAACUUUGACAGCCGGCGACUCGACAUUGGCGGGGCAGCAGUGGCCUCUCAUCGAUGAGAUAGCGUGUGCUAUACGAGAGUGGUACGGUCGUAUACCCUCCUAUCUCGCGAACAGGGAAUAUCGCAUCUUCAACCUCGUCGUCCAGCACAUCGACGCCCUUUUCCUUGGUCGGCGUCAACUCCUCUCACAAACCCUCAGCGCAGACGAGCUCAUCCGUGUGCGGCGGGAAUGCGUAUCGAGGCUGGUCAAGUGCAAUGUCGCUCAGGGACUCGAGGUGAUCGUGCGCAGUCUGGAAGAUGGGAGCGUCAUGGUGGUGGACAAGAGCAGAGCGGUGGGCGCAUCGGGAUACAUGACUGGAAUCACCGCAUAUGUGUAUCAAGUACAGCUCGCCUACAUCGACCUGAUACCUCUCGAUACUCUAUUCGGCCGGAUGCCCUCCUCCAUCCGGGCAGACCCGCGCCGAUCACUCCAAACCAUCACUCAGCCCAGCCUCAACCUCCCCGGCUCAUUCUACCACCUCCUCCUCGACUUUCGCGCUUUCGUCGCGUCGCCAUGCGCACCUGGCGAAACAGCCGAGCUGUACUUUUCCUUGUUCAGCAAGGCAGAAAAUCAGUUCAUCACUGAAGAAUACUGUCUUAUCCUGAACCACCUCGGCAGUCCCGCUCGGGAUGCGGAACAGCGACUCGGGCGACUUCGGACCCUCUUUGUUGACCUCAAGGGAGAAGAGGUCAACGGCCAGGUGUACCUCGUCUGCCGGCUCAUCCGGAACGGCGCCAUCAACACUCGCCUCGAGGCCAGCUCCAGCGGGUCGGGAUACGCCGACUCCACGACCUCUCGUCGGCCGAGCACCCUUCGACCUACCGGGACGUACCUCUCCCCGCACAGCGAGACGCUUCGCAGCAAGGUGUCAGUCGCGUCGAUGAUCACGGACGACUCCUGGUCCAUCACCUCGGGUUUCGGAGGUCAUCGCACCAACACCGCCGACACAUCCUAUACUGCUGCCGGGAGCAUAGUGGAUGGUCGACCGUCAUUCCGCCGUCCGCUGGGGUGCGCGGUACUUGAGCUACCUAGAGGCAACAAGAUGCUCAGUGAUGGUGGCGAAAAGGGCGGGAUGGAGUUUUCGAUCCCGAUCUUUGCGCCUCUCAGCGAAGAAUCGUUUGCUACCUUACACGAGGACAUCAUAUAUGGGCGGAUGAAAGAUUUGAUCGCCUAUGUCCGAGGGGAAGCGCUGAUCACCAGGGCUGAAGCUAUCGCUCUUGGCGUCCGAGUCCUACACGGCGAUGUCGAGCAGCUUGUGCACGAGCAUCCCUCCAUUCUAGCCGAGACCCCCAUCUCAGCUCGUCUCGGCUUUCCGGAUAUCGUCCCACCCCACAUCACUCGAAAUGACAUCUACGUCAAGCUCUGGUCCGCCUCCUUCUUCCCCUCGGCCGGUGGCGGCGGUGGUUCUAUCCGGCUCCGCAAGUCCAUCGUUCCCUCAAAUCUCGGCAACGUCCAAAUAUCGGUCGAGGUGCGCAAGGCCGACGGAGCGCUCAUUCCCGGUGCGAUGUUUGCUGGUGGGUCAGGCGAGCCACCAAUACCCCAGUUCCACUCAAUGUGCUUCACACAUACGGACCGACCCACGUACGGCGAGCUGUUAAAGGUGUCUUUGCCAGCGGCGGUGGGGGAUGCGCAUCUGUUCCUCACUUUCCGGAGCAGAGGGAAGGACAGGCAUCUCAAUGCCGAUGCGGGAGAGUUGGAGCGGCCUUUUGCUGUUGCCCAUCUACCCCUCGUCAGCGCUGGCGGAGCAAUCAAGGACGGGGCGCACAAUCUAGUCCUCUACCGCCUGAACAAGCAGCAAGUGCCGGGCCCGAACGUCUACCUCGGUUGUCCUCCCACUACUACCGCCAACGAAGCGCUCAGCCGGAGUAUGACUGCCUUGCGGGAUCGCGUGACGGUCCGGACCUUCCUUGCGUCUACGGUCCACUCGCAGGAUGAUACACUCCGCGCCCUCUUCUCCUGGCAGAACCUGGAUGUCCCGGCUCUAUCCUCCAUCCUGAACACCUUUUCCUUUGUCAGCGAAGACGAAAUCGCCAAAUUUGUCCCCUCGGUCCUUGACGCCCUCUUCGGUAUCCUCACUUCCAACCGGUCCGAGCUCGACGCCCUCGUCUUUUCCUCCAUCGUCAAGGUCCUCUCCAUGUCGACUGACCGGCGCUUCCCCAGCUUUACCGCCGCGCUCGACGUCUACAUCUCUCAGCAAUUCAAUCGGCCCGCCUCGGCUUCGCAACUCCUGGCAAGCAUGAAAUCCGUCAUGUCUACGCCAAACACCAAGUCGUAUCGCUCCUUCUUGAAGGUCUGGCACCUCUUCUUCCGCUUCAUCAUCCGCUCGCGGGAGCUGGAUCGGGCGCGGGGCGUCGGCCUCGACGCGACCUCGGCGCAUAUUGAGGCGGACUUUCAACGUCAAGUCAAGUCGGUCCUCUCGGAUAUCAACGCGCUUAUGGCGUCGUCGGACCAGGGCCUGAUCGGGACCCAGACAUUGGCGGUGCAGCACUACGCGGACGUCUUGCCUUCUCUUGCAAAGAUAUUCCCGCCCGUCGAGAUUGCGCAAAUGAUCAUCGCGUUCGCAGACACCCUUACUCCGGCGAAGGGAUCUAUGGCAAUAUACAAGCUCCUACUGCUUCUGCAGGUCGUCAAGAGCGUGUUUGACUCGUCAGCGAGUCGGGGGCUGUUGAUCCCUGCGUUGGUACGGUGGGUAAAGCCGCAUUUGGGAAAAUAUGAAGAGGGGUUUGGUCAAGCAGGCGAGGAGAAAGCUAGGGACAUGAAGCGGAUCAAGUGGAUGGAAUGUAAUCGGCUGGCAGUUACUGUUAUCGCUUGGACCAUCAACAGCCUGCAGGAGUGGCUCGACUCGGAUGUAGUGCUCGAAUCGGAGGAUCUGCGGAUUCAAGAGCAGGAUAACCUGGAGUACUGCUUGACUCUACUACCCAAUCUUUGCGAUUCCUACGCCGAACUCCGCAACUCCUCUACGCAAUCAACCCUUAGCCGCCAGAAGACCGAAGGCAGCAUCUGGAAAGCGACUCCAGACAUCUUCCCUAUCUCCCAUCCCUUCUCGCUCGUCUCGCAGCUCCCCCCGCCUUCUCUCCUCGCGCAAAACCAACACGGCGACGAGUCCGGCUUAGCCGAGAUCGGGACGUUCAAUUGCGGUCUUGCCGAAUGCGCUGUCGUCAUCCUCUCUUUGGUGCUCGCAACCCCUCGGGCCAAUAUCGAUCGAUACCUUCUCGAGAUGCUCGAUAUCGAGGGCAAGGAGCGGACAUCGGCCCGCCUCUUGGGUAUCAUAUCAUUCUGCAGCUCGGUCAUCCACUUCCACGCGUUCCCGAAACAAUGGCUCUCGCUCUCCCUCAUGGCCUUCUCGGCGAUCAUCAAGCUCCUGUACCCUAUCAUCGACCUUCUCCAGCGUCCGGACUUCAUCCCGCCCCUGGAGGAGGCGGAGGGGUUCGACGCCAGUCUCUUCAUGGCUACUUUCGAGCUCCUGUGUGAUUUGUGCGGAUCUGAAGAGCUGGCGCUCGAGGAUCAUACGCAGCAGAAGAGGAGGGCGGGAUGGAUCAUCGCGGGUGAUCUGAGGGAUGAGGGAUCGAGCUUGUUGCUUAACCUCUGGGGGGCACUAGGAUGGUCUGAGGAGGGAGGAAGUGGAUUGCGGCAUGGCGGAUAUCAGACUCGUUUCACCGGUCUAGCGGAACGUAUCCUCGGCUUGUGCCUUUCGAGCCACGAUCAGCUGUGCGAAACGGCGGUGGAGAUCCUUUACUCGAUGAUUUAUGCCGAGUACCUCUUGCUUGGCAAGUUCAGCGGGAUCGAGACCGAGAUAUUCGCCAAGCUCGAUGGAUUGUUCUCGCAGAAGUCAGCAGCUACCGCCGACCCCAGCGACAGCACCAUGCGCGCCUACUUCAUCACCCAGCUUCGAGAAGCAUACGAGUCCAAGCCGUCCUCCGAUCCCGCCUUCGCCCUUCAAUUCUCUACCUUCCUGGACGAAGUUGAGCUCUUCAUCGACCUGCUCCUGGCCGUUCGGGACCUCCCUGAGUCUGUUGAAUGGAAAGAUGAGCGCGCUGGCGCCAUCUAUCGGUUGAUGGACUAUAUAAAGCGCGUGGGAAGGAGCGAGCUCUAUGUCCGCUUUGUACACCAGCUGGUCACGAUCAACCUGGAAGCGAAGGACUGGUUGGGUGCUGGGCUGGCUAUGCGGAUGCAUGGUGAGGCGUACGAGUGGACGAUGGAUGGCGGACUGGUGGAUCGCUGGGGUGGGGAGGGGAUCAAGUUGCCGGCGCAGACGCAGUUCGCGAGGCGGGAGACGGAGGCGUACGAAUACGCCUUGGAGCUAUGCCAAGAACUCACCACCCAGCACAUGGCGCUCACGUAUGAUGUGAAGAAGAUCACCGAGCUCUUGACGCAUCAAGCGAGGCUCUGGGAACGGAUGGGCGAGAGUAUGCGGCCCAAGCCAGAGUAUUUCCGCAUUGCGUACUAUGGGGAACAUGCGUCCGUCAACCAGGGCAAGGAGUUCAUUGUCCGUGGUCUUCCAUGGCAGCGAUAUGUCGAUUUCUGCGAGAGCAUCCAAGUCAAGUUCCCUCGUUCGACAACCCACCGCUCCAAGAUCGCCCCAACUCCCGCGGCGAUCGAAGCAGGCGACAUCAUCUGGGUCACAUCUGUUCAUCCCGAGCCGGACGCGUCGCACCCUGCGCUCAGACCGGGCGUGCAUCCGAAUAUACAGGCAUACCAUCGCAGUAAUGGAGUCAGGAGAUUCUGCAGCUCGAGGCCGUUCGUCAAGGAUGGAGUGGGCAGUCCGAAGCUCGGAAUGGGUGGAGGAGGCGGGACUGGGGUAUUGACAUGGACCGAGAAGACGACUUUGACAACUGCCGAUAUCCUACCGGGCUUGCUGAACCGCUCCGAGGUCAUCGACGUUCAGUACGAGGAGAUUUCGCCCUUGUCCUCUGCUAUCGCCGAGAUCAAGCGGGGAACGUCAAGUCUGAACGAUCUGUUCCACUUCAAGCCUGGCCAGAAGCUCGAUGUGAAGCAGCUCGGAACAGCAUUGAACGGCGCGGUUGACUCGCCCAUCAACGGCGGGGUCAAGCUGUAUCGCGAGACCUUCCUCGAUGCGGCUUACAUCCGGGACCGCCCUGCCGACGCGACCCAGCUGGACGAGUUCCGGACGGUAUAUGAGGAGUAUGUGGAGACUGUGCAUGGGGGACUACAGCUGCAUGGCAAGGUGUGCAAGGAUAUUGCAUUCCACGAGGCUUUGAAGAAUCGUACGUCUACUCUGAUGGCGGUCCGGAACGAACAUUAG